Molecule: messenger RNA, 3321 nt
Organism: Solanum stenotomum
Lineage: Eukaryota; Viridiplantae; Streptophyta; Magnoliopsida; Solanales; Solanaceae
Product: receptor-like protein kinase 7
Exons: 2
Coding region: 132-3086 (984 amino acids)
Biological process (GO): protein phosphorylation
Cellular component (GO): plasma membrane
Molecular function (GO): protein kinase activity; ATP binding; protein binding
Source: RefSeq, a predicted model, not a curated record
UUUAAACAGUAAGAUAUAUAAUGUGAACGCCUAUAAUUUGUUAGAAUUGGCGCUCUUCAUAGUCGUCUCCUUCACACGUUUUUCUGAAGGCGGAAGAAAAAAACUUCUCUUCGUCAACUUCUUCGUCAGCUAUGGCGGCGCUAUUCAAUUGCCGGCCGGAACUUAUCCACUUCUUCUCUAUUUUCUCCUUCUUCCUUCUCUUCCCCGUCGCUUUUUCCGACGAACUUCAAACACUUUUAUCCAUCAAAUCCUCUUUAUCAAACCCCACCACCAAUGUAUUCCAAAAUUGGGAACCCAAUACUCCUCUCUGUAAGUUCACUGGCAUCACAUGUAAUUCCGAUGGGUCAGUCAAAGAAAUCGAGCUUUCGAGUCAAAAAAUUUCUGGGUUAGUUCCUUUUGAUAAAAUAUGUUCACUUAAUUCAUUGGAAAAGCUCUCUCUGGGUUACAAUUCAUUUUCUGGGGAAGUUACUGAUGAUUUGAACAAGUGUGUUAGCUUGAAUUACUUGGAUGUUGGUAAUAAUGAAUUUACUGGGUAUUUCCCUGAUGUAUCUUCACUCAGUGAGUUAACCCAUUUUUAUGCAAAUAACAGUGGGUUUACAGGAAAAUUUCCAUGGAAUUCUUUUGCCAAUAUGAGCAAUUUGAUUGUGCUUAGCCUUGGUGAUAAUCAGUUUGAUCGGACACCGUUUCCUGAAUUGAUUUUGAAGCUUAAUAAAUUGAAUUGGCUCUACUUAUCGAAUUGUGAGCUUGAAGGGGAAAUUCCUGAAGAAAUUGGAAGUCUUACAGAGCUGAUUGAUUUAGAGCUGUCGAUGAAUCACCUUACUGGUGAAAUUCCUUCGGGAAUUACGAAGCUGAAGAAAUUAUGGCAGCUUGAGUUGUAUGAAAACCAUCUGACAGGGAAGUUGCCGGUUGGAUUUGGGAAUUUGACAAGUCUUGAAUAUUUUGAUGCUUCGACUAAUAAUCUGUACGGUGAUUUGUCGGAAAUUCGAAAGUUGAAUCAAUUGGUAAGUUUGCAGUUAUUGCAGAACCAAUUUUCAGGGGAAGUACCAGCAGAAUUGGGAGAGUUCAAAAAGCUGGUGAACAUCUCUUUGUACACUAACAAACUCACUGGUCAGCUUCCGCAGAAGUUGGGUUCUUGGGCGAAUUUUGAUUUCAUUGAUUUAUCAGAGAAUAGUUUCACUGGUCCAAUUCCACCGGACAUGUGUAAGAUGGGGACGAUGAGAGGAUUAUUGAUACUUCAGAACAAUUUCACUGGCGGAAUCCCUGAAAGUUAUGCUAAUUGUACAACAAUGACGCGGAUUCGAGUGAGCAAAAACUCACUCUCCGGUGUGAUUCCUGCAGGAAUUUGGGGGCUACCAAAGCUCGAAAUCCUUGAUGUUGCAAUGAAUGAGUUUGAAGGUACUAUUACUUCUGAUAUUGGAAAUGCAAAAUCUUUAGGUGAAAUUGAUGCGGCUAAUAACAGAUUCUCUGGUGACUUGCCUUUUGAUAUUUCGAAUGCUUCUUCCUUAGUGAAAAUUGAUUUUAGUAACAAUCAGUUUUCCGGUGAAAUUCCGGGAACAAUUGGGGAGCUUAAGAAGAUUGGUAAUCUUAAUUUACAGAACAAUAAGUUUUCUGGUUCAAUACCAGAUUCUUUAGGCUCUUGUGUUUCACUAAGCGACAUUAACAUGGCUAACAAUUUGCUUAGUGGCUCUAUUCCUGUUUCUCUAGGAUCAUUACCGACUUUAACUUCAUUAAACUUGUCGGAGAAUCAGCUUUCAGGGAAAAUUCCGACGAGUUUAUCAAAUCUGAAGUUAAAUCUUCUUGAUUUUUCCAACAAUCAGUUGACUGGAGCAAUACCAAACUCUCUAUCAAUUGAUGCUUAUAAGGGUAGCUUUGCUGGGAAUAAUGGUCUUUGUAGCCAAAACAUUAAAAACUUCCGUAGAUGUUAUGGUGAAUCUGGAAAGCCUAGAGAAUGGUACACUCUGUUGAUCUGUUUAUUGGUGGCUGUGAUUGUGGUGCUCGUUUCAUUUGCGGGUUAUUUGUUCUUGAAGAAGAAGAGUCAUAAGGAACAUGAGAGGUCUUUGAAGCAAAAUUCUUGGAAUACAAAGUCAUUCCAUAUAUUGACCUUCACAGAGGAUGAUAUUCUUGAUGGAAUCAAACACGACAAUUUGAUUGGAAAAGGUGGUUCUGGUAGUGUAUACAGAGUGCAGCUUUCAGAUGGAACAGAUUUCGCGGUGAAACAUAUUUGGACUUCUGAUUCAGGAAACAGGAAAAUAUCAGGAACAACAUCACCAAUGUUGGGAAAGCCAGGGAAGAAAUCGAAAGAAUUUGAGGCUGAGGUUGAAACACUGAGCUCAAUUCGACAUGUGAAUGUGGUGAAAUUGUACUGUAGCAUAACGAGUGAUGACUCGAGCUUGUUGGUGUAUGAAUAUAUGCCAAAUGGAAGUUUGUGGGAUCGAUUGCAUACUUGCAAAAAGAUGUCACUUGAUUGGGAGACGAGGUACGAGAUAGCUCUUGGUGCAGCCAAAGGACUGGAGUAUUUACACCAUGGUUGUGAUAAGCCAGUGAUUCAUAGAGAUGUUAAAUCAAGUAACAUCUUGUUGGAUGAGUUUUGCAAGCCAAGAAUCGCCGACUUUGGUCUUGCUAGGAUUGCUCAAGCUGAUUCAACCAAAGAUACAACUCAUGUCAUUGCUGGAACACAUGGAUAUAUUGCUCCUGAAUAUGGAUACACACACAAAGUGAACGAGAAAAGUGAUGUAUAUAGUUUCGGAGUUGUAUUGAUGGAGCUUAUAUCUGGGAAAAGGCCAAUAGAAUCCGAAUACGGAGAGAAUGGCAACAUAGUUACAUGGGUGAGCAGCAAAUUGAAGAGCAAGGAAAGUGUAUUAAGCAUAGUGGAUUCAAGAAUUCCUGAAGCUUUCGAGGAAGAUGCAAUCGAAGUCUUGAGGAUUGCUAUUGUAUGCACAUCUAGGCUUCCCACAUUAAGGCCAACAAUGAGAAAUGUAGUCAAAAUGCUGGAAAAUGCAGAACCUUGCAGAUUGGUUGGGAUAAUUGUAAGCAAAGAUGAUGGCAGUAUCAAGACAGAACAAUUGAAGGAUCACACCAAGAUGUAAUUGGAUCCCCGUCUUUGCUCGUUUCACUCUUCAACCUGAUCUCUGUCCUCCAUGGAACUUCAAAUCUUGUAGCAGUAUGUAAAGUUUUGAAGAUGGCCUAUUGGCCUUGUAACAUAUAGUAGAAGCUAGAUCCAUACUAGUAUGUGGAAUUAGAUUGAAUUUAGAGAUGCAUGGCAUAAGUGCUAUAAGAUGUAAUACUUGUCUGUGCUAAAUAAAAAUGGGUUAGUUAUUCAAA